This is a messenger RNA of Caretta caretta (loggerhead turtle), 1912 nucleotides long. Lineage: Eukaryota; Metazoa; Chordata; Testudines; Cheloniidae. The record is from RefSeq and is a predicted model, not a curated record.
UCCACAAUACCUUCCUUGGAUCAGUGGUGUGUGUCCUCACCAGGAGCACUUCCACCAACCUAACAGGGACAGUGGGGGGAUCUGUAAUAAAUAUAAAGGGAAGGGUAAACACCUUUAAAAUCCCUCCUGGCCAGAGGAAAAACCCUUUAACCUGUAAAGGGUUAAAAAGCUAGGAUAACCUCGCUGGCACCUGACCAAAAUGACCAAUAAGGAGACAAGAUACUUUCAAAGCUGGAGGAGGGGAGAAACAAAGGCUCUCUCUGUCUGUGUGUUGUUUUGCCAGGAACAGAAAAGGAAUGGAGUCUUAGAACUUAGUAAGUAAUCUAGCUAGAUAUGUGUUAGAUUCUGGUUUGUUUAAAUGGCUGAUAAAAUAAGCUGUGCUGAAUGUAAUGUAUAUUCCUGUUUUUGUGUCUUUUUGUAACUUAAGGUUUUGCCUAGAGGGAUUCUCUAUGUUUUGAAUCUGAUUACCCUGUAAGAUAUUUACCAUCCUGAUUUUACAGAGGACAUUGAUCCACAAGCAUUCAAGAUCAUAAACAGAAAAAAUAUGGUGAGAAAACAGCAGGCAGCAGACGAAGAAGCUCCCCAUGAUUCGUGUUACCACAGCCAAUACGGGGAAUCAGAACUGAGAAUCGUCCUUGUAGGUAAAACAGGAGCUGGGAAAAGUGCAACAGGAAACACCAUCCUUGGUGAGAGAGUGUUUGCAUCCAUACUGGGAGCACAGACAGUAACUAAGAUUUGUAAAGCUGGCAGUAGGAUCUGGAAUGGGAAGACAGUUCGAGUGCUUGAUACUCCUGCAAUUUUUGAUCCAAAGAUCUGUAGCACAGACACUUACCAAGAGAUCAGUCGCUGUAUCGCGCUCUCUGUCCCAGGCCCGCACGCUCUGGUGCUGGUGACCCAGCUGGGCCGUUACACUGAAGAAGACAAGGACGCGGUGAGGAGAGUAGAGGAGAUUUUUGGAGUUGAGGCCAUGAGGUACAUGAUCGUCUUGUUCACCCGAAAAGAAGAUUUAGGGGAUGGUUCACUGAGUGACUAUGUGAGACACUCGGAUAACAGAGAUCUCCAGAUGCUGAUUCAGAAGUGUGGGGACCGAUACUGUGCUUUCAAUAACAAAGCAACUGGAGCAGAACAGAAAGAGCAGGUUAGUAAGCUGAUAGAAAUAGCUGAGAGAAUGGUGUGGGAAAACGGAAACUCAUAUUAUACUAGCGAAUUAUAUUUUAAGGCAGAGGUGGUGCUCAGUGAUGUUAAUGGAAACUUUGAAGAAAAAUGCAAAAACUUUGGAGAAGACGUGAAACAGCACAUCACAAACCAAAAAGACAUGGCAGAAUCUGAGCAUUGUGGGGUAUUAAACAGAAUUGGGAAAGCAUGUUGUCGUAUAAUUACAGUUUAUCUGUGGAGACCUGUGAUAUUUGUGAUAUAUGCUAUAUGUAGGAUAGGAUGUGCUAUAUGUAGGAGAGGAUGGAGGUGCAUUCUUUCAUUGUAUAAUUACUGGUUUGGUUAAUGAUGAUAACUCAGUUUCCUAUUUGUUUUUCUCUUGGAGUUGAAAUGUAGUUUAUUAAUAAUCAUGGACAGAAUUUCUCUUCAUUCUAAUUCUACAGCUUCCUAUGUUCUAUAGCUCAGCUUCUUACCACGAGUACAGCAAAAGACAAACAUGCAAAUUAUGAUUAGAUUAAGUCAUUUAGAUUUGUUUUACAAUAACUUCACACAAGAGAUUCCAUUAAGGAUUGUAUACAGAUGUGUCAAAUCUGUACUUUUUUUAUGGAAAACCAAAUGGUGGCAGUAUAAUAAACAUGGCAGCAUUUCCAUUAAAAUCUCAUUGUAUCAAAUUUUGGUCAUUUCAAACAACACGUAAUUUAUAGCGAUGAAGAGUCAGCACGCCCAGUGUAGAUUUAAACUCUCCCCUCACACCGGACUC